This is a messenger RNA of Cooperia oncophora, 3687 nucleotides long. The record is from the annotation of a GenBank genome assembly. Lineage: Eukaryota; Metazoa; Nematoda; Chromadorea; Rhabditida; Trichostrongylidae.
AUGAAAGCACCACCUCCACCGUUUUAUGAAGAACCUCCAAAUCAAUCACGGCUCCCCAAUGAACCGCCAUACGAGCGAACUCCACCGUCACCUCCCCAGAAAAAAGUCCCUGACGGUGAUGAUAUCGAUGGGCAUCCGUUCAAUGAGGAAGAUCUUAUACCCAGUGCAAAAUACUACGAACUUCCUGCUGGUAUAAUGCUUCCCGUGAUAGAGAUCGAACAAUUCGCGUACAAGGCUCUGGUUCCUGACAAGUUAAGAAUGCCACCACCUGUGCCACCCUCCCAAAGGCUUCUGAAUGCGUUGGACGAGUUCUACAGUGCUACCUUGGAUCCGACGAGAGAGCCAGCACUGCAGGCAUGGGGACGUGGAGGUUGCGCUGAAUUUAUGGAGAGAAAACAGAGGUUGAAGGGUAUAUUGGAGGAAAAACUGAAGAGGAAAAAAGUUAUUGAUGAUAUGGUUUUGAACGGCUUCCGGGAAAUGAAAAUCUGGCAGGAAGAUCUAAAUGCGGAAAUCAAGAUGAAAUAUGAUGAAAUGCGAAGGAAUGCUGUCAGUGAAGAGAACGAAAACCAGAAAGAAGCCUCCCCGUCUGCCACAUCGAAACGGAAGGAUCGUGGUCGUUCUCGGCGGUCUCGCUCACGAUCUCGCUCUUUGUCUCCGGGUGAUCGACCAUCGUUCGGUUCAAGACACAGAUCUCCUUCUCCUGUGGCAUUAUUCCGUAUGCCACCCGCCCCACUAUCAUCUGUCAAUAAAGGCGCGCAACUGAUGCAGAAGAUGGGUUGGAGCGGCACUGGCCUUGGAGCCUCGAAACAGGGAAUCCUUGAACCAAUAAGUGGCGGCGAAGUUCGUGACAGACAAGACCAGUUCCGUGGUUUGGGCAGUACAGUGGAUGUGUACGAGCAGUACAGGCGCCAGCAGUAUGUUGGGUGUCCACUGCAAGUACAUUUCGAUGAAGGGGGCAAGAACGAUCGGUUACUAGUUUCCACAAAAGAAAGCGUCUUCGCUUCUCUCUCAGCUAACACUGGACAGAUAGUGUGGAGACGAAUUCAAGAGGACGCGAAGGGUGUUGCACUACCAUCUGUCGCCGAUGAAACAGCUCUGUAUACUGUGUCCGACUCUGGUCGAGUUGUCAGGGCAUGGAGUAAGCGGAACGGCGCAUUGUUGUGGCAAACUGUCUUCACUGAAAAGGCCGAUCCCAGUGCACCACCGUUCAUAGUGCUUGCGUCUAACACGAUAGUGGUCUCUGGUUCGCACAGAAUAGCUGCUUUGUCUGAAACUGGUGAAAUUCGAUGGUCAACGGCAGUAGAGAAGAGUCACUGGUCAAGAAUAUCUGUGGAAAACGACGUCGUCCAUCACUUGUCAAUUCUGAAUGGAGUUUUUCAUGUCCAUGACUUUUCUCUGAGCACUGGGGAAUCCAUAGUCAUCAAAGCGAAAACCAUCAAAGCUGUGCGAGGAGAAAGAUGUGUUACCAUGCGGGAUCGUUUAGUGUGUGCGGAUGGCGAGUCGCUGUACAUUGUGGACGGUAUCACUUCUACUUUGAAAGAUGAAAACAAGGCUAUCGGUUUCAAGAUCAAGUAUGAAUGCUUUCAAAAGUGUUGGUUCCUUGAGUCAUUCUGUGCCUCUGUGCUCCAGAGAAGUGAUAGCAUUGGACAUGGACCACCUCCUGGUCAAGGAUGUGUUACCAUGCGGGAUCGUUUAGUGUGUGCGGAUGGCGAGUCGCUGUACAUUGUGGACGGUAUCACUUCUACUUUGAAAGAUGAAAACAAGGCUAUCGGUUUCAAGAUCAAAGAAGUGGUAGCAUUGGACAUGGACCACCUCCUGGUCAAGGGUGCGACAUCCGCGUCGAUAUUGCGUUUGAAUCCGGAUGGAAUCCAAGAGGUCUUAUCCUUGUCGCACAAUGUAGACUCAGCUGCGAUUCAUUCUGACACACUUGUCACUAUCUCAGGGAAAAAUCUAGAAGUCUACGAUAUGAUAACAUUGAAACGGACUCACUGGUCAAGAAUAUCUGUGGAAAACGACGUCGUCCAUCACUUGUCAAUUCUGAAUGGAGUUUUUCAUGUCCAUGACUUUUCUCUGAGCACUGGGGAAUCCAUAGUCAUCAAAGCGAAAACCAUCAAAGCUGUGCGAGGAGAAAGAUGUGUUACCAUGCGGGAUCGUUUAGUGUGUGCGGAUGGCGAGUCGCUGUACAUUGUGGACGGUAUCACUUCUACUUUGAAAGAUGAAAACAAGGCUAUCGGUUUCAAGAUCAAAGAAGUGAUAGCAUUGGACAUGGACCACCUCCUGGUCAAGGGUGCGACAUCCGCGUCGAUAUUGCGUUUGAAACCGGAUGGAAUCCAAGAGGUCUUAUCCUUGUCGCACAAUGUAGACUCAGCUGCGAUUCAUUCUGACACACUUGUCACUAUCUCAGGGAAAAAUCUAGAAGUCUACGAUAUGAUAACAUUGAAACGGACGUACGAGGCUGCUCUUCCAUCCGAUGAUGGAAAUUUGGCUCCUGUGGAGACUAUCUACAUGUCCGUUAAGGAAGCCAUAGAGCUGCUAAUUGUAAGAAGCGAUUGCAGAAUGGAAUUCGUAAUCAUUGACACUGCAAAGUCAUCAGUUGUUUCCGAAUGGGUGCGCGAAGAGGCUUUGGCACGAAUCAGUACUGUGGAAAUGGUCGAUUUACCGUUGUCUGAAUUGCAACAAAUGAUUGAAGACGAAUUUGAAGAAGAAGGGGGCACGAGCGGUUUAAUGUCGUCCUUCAUUCGACGCUUAAUCUCACAAACAUCACAAAUCCAGAAUCAUAGCGGUGAAACUUUGGAACGAGACUUCUUCAAUCUUCGUAAAAUCAUAGUUGCUACAACAUUAAACGGGGUAGUGUUUGGUCUCGACAGCAGUGAUGGCUCAAUAGUUUGGCGCUUAUGGCUUGGCAACCAUUUCGCUCCCUUAUCUAGUUCUAUAGGGAAUGAUGAGGUGCCCUUGUUUGUGCAGAGAUCAACAGCUCAUUAUCAGUUGCCUGGCCAAGCAUCUGUUGCAUUCAGAGAUACGGAAUCUUUGACCGGCGUGUUGAUAUUCUUCAACCCAAUUACUGGAAAAGUCGUAGAGAGAAAACAACUACCGACUCCAAUAUCUCGUGUUGAUGUACUGAGUUUCGUGGGUCGGGAGCACAUAUAUCCACUUAUUGUUGUUGGAGCUAAUAAGAAGAUAUCCAUACAUCCUCCUCAACCUGAUGACGUGCUAGCUGGAGCUCCUCCCGUCUAUAUCCUUAUACCAGAAGGUUCACGUAUUUCUGGAGCAAGUAUCAAUCUGUCAGAAAAGAAACUAGUUCAAGAGUGGACCGCUGAGUUGCAUUUGGCUACAACGGAGAAAAUUAUCGCCAUCAAGGGAAAACCCAGACAUCAAAAAAUGCAUUCACAAGGAAGAGUGUUGAUUGAUCGCAAUGUGCAGUACAAAUAUGCAAAUCCAAAUCUGGUUGCAAUAGCCACUUUGGAUCCAGUUCAUCAAUAUUUGUCGAUUUUCCUGGUAGAUGUAGUUUCUGGACAAAUGGUUCAUUCUGCUCGCUUGUCUAAGGCCACAGCACCCGUGCAUUUGGUUCAUUGCGAACACUGGAUUGCGUAUUUUUUUAUCAAGUUCCUUGAACUUUCAUUCGUGCUGUUCAUUGUAUUGUUUUGCAGUAUUCCUAUUGGUCGGAGAAGGGAAGACGAACUGAAAUAG